AUGGCGGCGGCGGCGGCCCCGCGCGCGGAGAGGGGCGAGGCGUGCGCGCACGUGCCGGCCGCACCCACCGCUCCGCGCUGCCCCUUUCGCCGCCCUGGGGGGGUCGCGCCGCUGCGGGCGUGUUGGGCCGGCCCUGAACGCGCAUGCGCCUCGGUGGCGGAGGUGGAGGCACGCGCUGGGCUCUCUGGGGUUGUUGACGCGUUGCCUGGCAACGGUCGCGUGGUGGCAGGUGCCGACGGAGCUCGGCAGGGCCGGAGCCGGCGGGGACACCGCGGCGGGCGGGAGGGCGGGGGCGAGACCCCCGGGGGACAAGGACAUCAGUCCGUAACUUGCAUCUGGUCCGCCGUGGGCGCCGGUGGGGAGAUUGUAAUGGAGGAGGGGCGCCCGGGCCCCUCAAAAUUGGCCGGUGACAGGCGGCCCCAGCAGCAGGAGAAGAAGGACAAGCAGCAGGACAAGCAGCAGGCCUGCGAGGGUUUCAGUAUUAGAGCCAUGAUGAAAAACAGCGUGGUAAGAGGGCCCCCACCUGCAGGAUCAGUAAAACAAAGACCAGCAAAACACACAGCUUUUCGCAAGUUUUAUGAGAGAGGAGACUUUCCCAUUGCUGUUCAGCAUGAGUCUGUAGGAAACAGAAUCGCCUGGAAGGUAGAUCUAGAAAACCUGGACUAUCAUUACUUUCUGCCUUUGUUCUUUGAUGGGCUUUGUGAAACGGAAUUUCCAUAUGAGUUUUUUGCUCGUCAAGGAGUCCAUGACCUGCUGGAGCAUGGUGGAAACAAGAUUCUUCCUCUUGUUCCUCAGCUGAUUAUCCCAAUAAAAAAUGCACUGAACCUUCGUAACCGAAAGGUCCUCUGCACCACACUGAAAGUCAUCCAGCACCUGGUGGUGUCAGCUGAAAUGGUGGGGGAGGCCUUGGUGCCCUAUUAUCGCCAAAUUCUCCCAGUCCUAAGCAUCUUUAAGAACAUGAAUGUUAAUUUAGGUGAUGGGAUAGAAUACAGCCAACAGAAGCGUGAAAAUAUUGGAGUUCUCAUCCAAGAGACACUGCAACUCCUUGAACACUACGGUGGAGAAAAUGCUUAUAUAAAUAUUAAAUACAUGAUCCCCACUUAUACGUCGUGCAAAUAAACUGAGUUAUAAUAAAUGGGAUGAUUCCAUCUGUGCUCUAAAAAAACUGUAUCUGACUCUGUAUGGCAUCUUGUUAGUCAUGCUUUAUCUUCUCUACAGCUGCUAAAAUAGUGGCUUCUGGGGCAUUGGAGUGUUAGCACUAUUGUGAACAAGGCUUUCCAAUAAAUAAAUAGUGUCUGUUCCUUUGAUUACAA
Lonchura striata (white-rumped munia) is the source of this 1313-nucleotide messenger RNA. It is a transcript of the gene PACRG, whose product is annotated as parkin coregulated. NCBI's taxonomy places the organism in Eukaryota, Metazoa, Chordata, Aves, Passeriformes, Estrildidae. The record is from RefSeq and is a predicted model, not a curated record. Gene Ontology annotation, cellular component: vesicle; neuron projection; cytosol. Gene Ontology annotation, molecular function: Hsp90 protein binding; Hsp70 protein binding.